Messenger RNA from Peronospora matthiolae, 474 nucleotides. The record is from the annotation of a GenBank genome assembly. Lineage: Eukaryota; Oomycota; Peronosporomycetes; Peronosporales; Peronosporaceae.
AUGAAGCGGGACUGUCAAGAACGGACAAUAGAUGGCGAUGAAGAUGCGGUAUUUGCUGUAAGCACAGAACGUGUAAACGGAUGGGUGAUCGACAGCGGAGCGACCGCACACAUGACCCCGCACCGUUCUGAUCUGUUCGCGUAUGAGAACGUGAAUAGUGGCAUCGAAGUAACAAUCGCUGACGGAAUGAAGCUGCAGGUCACUGGCCGUGGUACGGUACGCUUGAUUGGACUGGACGGUAAACGGAUUAUGAUGGUUAAAGUCCUUCACAUCCCGGGCUUUGAUCGGCGUCUAUUGUCAGUGGGAAAGCUCGCUGAUCGUGGCCUGAACGUGGAGUUCCAGCGAUCCGCAUGGGUUAUAUGGGGCACGGCUAGCGCAAUUGCAAAGGGUAAGAAGGUGGGCAAGGCGUACAUAUUGGACUGUGAACACGAAGAAGCUCAAUUCGUUCAGUACGUCGAGGCUGGCAGCAAGUGA